AUGGCUAGUAGUCCUUACAACGAAGCUCCCUCUGCGGCCAGACCGGCCAGACCUACCGAUUCUACGAGCCUUCCGAUGCUUGAGGACCUUUCCAUACGAAUGGAACGACUGGAGAAGCACGUUCUUGUGCGAAGCACGAGCAGAUCCGACCUUGGCGGGGGCAGGAUAGUUGCGGCAGCGCCAGAGACCAUACGGGGGUUGACGGUGAAGCGCGAUGCCUUGCGAACUCGAUAUUUUGGGCAAAAUGACCCUCGGGUGCUGUUGAAUCUGUUUGACGACGCCAAAGCAUAUGUAUCCCACAACUGCCAGCAAGAGCCUUUCCCCAGCUUUGAAGUCCUACAUAAGCAUAUACGAAGCGAAUCGGCCAAGGCAUUAACUCCAAUCACAGUCUUUGUGGAUUCCAUGAUGCCAAUUCACAAGAGAAUGACGGAUAUCCUGCCGAAAAAGGCCAUCUGUGAUCGACUAGUGACUGCUUAUAUCGAAACAUCAGAGACCCAGUAUAGGAUCAUUCACGUCCCGACGUUUGCAGAGCAGUAUAAUCAGUACUGGGAGGGCAAGCCACAGCCAGAGCAUUUCCUCCCGCAGAUGCUCUCCGUGAUAGCGGUGUCAUCCAGAUAUGAAACGAAAUCCAGGGGGCUAGCUACCGAGCGCAUAGAAGGCGUGCACAUCCCGACCGCCUGUGCACUGGUUCGGAUUUGGCUAGAUAGCUUGAAAGGCAAACAGCUUGUUGAGCUUGCUACGCUGCAGGUCGAGGUGCUUCUACUGCUCGCACAGAGGAUGAUUAUCACACGUCCCCAGGAUUCCUGGAACCAUCUAGGAUUCGUGGUCCGCAUGGCCAUGUCUAUGGGCCUUCACAGAGAUCCCUCAGAGUUUGAGCCGCGAAUGACCCCAUUCCACGGCGAGAUUAGAAGGAGGCUGUGGUUCACGGUUCUAGACAUGGACUUGUACAUGUCAAUUCUCGCUAAUAUGCCCUGUCUCACUCGCGAGGGCGACUAUACUUGUCGGCCGCCGCGAAACCUGGACGACAAUGAGCUCUUCCCAGAGAUGACUGAGCUGCCACCCUCGAAGCCCCUGGAUCAAGUAACAGAUAGUCAGAUGCAAGUCUAUGCGUCCAUGACCCUCCCGACACGGAUGAAAGUAGCCCAUAUGAUUAACCGCAUCGACACCAUCCGUGACUACCAGGAGGUGCUGGAUGUAGGCGGGAAGCUAGAGCGAUUCAUUGAAGACAUCAACUAUAUAUUUCCGCGGCAUGCCCUCAACGAUAUCGGAAAGAGCAGACUGUGGCGGAACCGGGCCAUUCUCGAUAUGCAUGUGCGACGGCCCCUGCUGGCGUUGUAUCGGCCAUUUGCCAUGGCAGCCCCCGAGGCGCCGACGCUAAUCUCACGAGCGUAUCUUCGAUCAUGUAUGGUGAUAUUAAAAUACCUCGACGAGCUGGACCCCACCUUGCCGCAUUUUGACGACAUUUAUCAAAUGUAUAUGCAGCUGUUGAAGCGAGACAUAAUCCAGGCUUCGCUGAGCGUAUGCUAUUUUAUCAAAUCGGCUGUUCGUCCUUCUGUCAACAGCAGCAUGCUCGCCCAGCAAGGACUCAGGGCUUCUCCGGGGCUCUCAGAUGAUAUGCCGUCUUAUAUCCCAUACCCGAACUAUGUCCCAGAUGACCUGGUGCUUUGGUCGCCGUCACGGCUCAUCAGCACCGUGCAAAAGUCAAUCGAACUGCUCAUUGGGCAACUUCGCGGCAGCGACCUCAAGGACAUUCUCUGCCUCGCUGUUGUUCUGGAGAGCGUGAGAAAGACCGAUAUUCGAAGUGAGGAGAUUACGAAUAAUUUGUUUGACCUGCUGAAUGCUUGUCUGAGAGCCACCAAUGUGACAAUGGAAAAGCUUCGUAACCCAUCGUUGGGUAAUGUUAAUGAAUACCAACGCGAUGCGUACGCUCAUGGGAGGAUGCCAUAUAUACAACAAGGAUACGGUAUGGGAGGCAUGCUGGAUCAUGCCCAUGAGUUCGGCGGCUGGAUAAUGUGGGAUGGUUGGGAUUGA
Molecule: messenger RNA, 2031 nt
Organism: Trichoderma asperellum CBS 433.97
Lineage: Eukaryota; Fungi; Ascomycota; Sordariomycetes; Hypocreales; Hypocreaceae
Source: RefSeq, a predicted model, not a curated record